ACUUCAUGGCUAUCCUGGCCCACCUGCUCAGGCCGGUGCCAGCAGCUCGCAGAGCAUACUCAGUCUUCUCCAAGCCCGGCGGGGGGCGUUAUUUUAACUCGGCAAAGCCCCCAAAGGUCGCACCGACAUCGCAUAAGGGCACCGCCGACGUUUCCAGCACUAGCAACGAUGCCUCGCAGAAGGACCAGCAGCCGCCUGGCCCGUCGAUGACAACCGAGGGCCUCGCUUCCACUACCGUGCUACCUUCUCCGAUCUCCGCUGCACCCAUACACCCCUCGAUUAAUCCUCAUGACUUCAAGCUGCACCAGUUCUUCUCUCUGCAUCGCCCCCUUCUCCUCAUGUCACAGCCGCCAUCGUCGCUCUUCGAAUCUGUAUCUGUGCCUUUCACGUUACCUCCCAAGUCGGCCUCAGAGACGGCCAGGCUUGAUAGCCUUGAGGAACCUCCUGAAGCCUCCCCAGAAGAGGAUGCUGACGCAGCCCGGCAACUCGCGAGAGCACUGGUGGUGAACAGAGUCGGCGCGUCUCUCUCGUGGGAGAAGACACUGCAGCAGCUGGGCUUGGAUAUGACGAAGGGUAGAGCAGAGGAGGUGAAGAUGGCGGAGGAAGAGUUCCAGGUGUAUAUGGACAGCACCAAGAGGAAGCGCCGAAAGAAGAUGAAAAAGCAUAAGCUGAAGAAGCGAAGACGCCUCAACAGGGCUCAGCGCGUUAAGAUCGGUCAUUGA
Molecule: messenger RNA, 722 nt
Organism: Postia placenta MAD-698-R-SB12
Lineage: Eukaryota; Fungi; Basidiomycota; Agaricomycetes; Polyporales; Adustoporiaceae
Exons: 3
Coding region: 6-722 (238 amino acids)
Biological process (GO): mRNA processing
Cellular component (GO): mitochondrion
Source: RefSeq, a predicted model, not a curated record